This is a messenger RNA of Mobula hypostoma (lesser devil ray), 6455 nucleotides long. RefSeq names its product TMEM9 domain family, member B (gene tmem9b). Gene Ontology annotation, biological process: positive regulation of canonical NF-kappaB signal transduction. NCBI's taxonomy places the organism in Eukaryota, Metazoa, Chordata, Chondrichthyes, Myliobatiformes, Myliobatidae. The coding region runs from base 132 to 701 and encodes 189 amino acids. Gene Ontology annotation, cellular component: lysosomal membrane. The transcript is spliced from 5 exons. The record is from RefSeq and is a predicted model, not a curated record.
UCGGAACGGAGAUGCAGGAAUGUUUAUGCUGCUCACGGGGAGUGCGCGAUAUGCGUCGGACCAACCCGCGGUGCUGCGAGCUUUGAUCUCCGGGUCGGCCUCAGGUUACCAGGGAAACAUCGUUUCCAGAAAUGGCGAGAGGUUGCUGGCUUGGUCUGUUGCUGCUGCCGUUGCUGUGUCUGGUCGUACUGACGAGGAGCGAAGAGGACGAGAAUUCUGAGGACAUCAGGUGCAAGUGCAUUUGUCCACCGUACAAAGAUAAUGCAGGCCAUAUCUAUAACAAAAAUGUAACACAGAAAGAUUGUGACUGCCUACAUGUUGUAAUACCCAUGCCAGUUGCUGGACAAGAUGUUGAAGCUUAUUGUUUAAGAUGUGAGUGCAGAUAUGAAGAAAGAAGCUCUGUUACAAUUAAGGUAACGAUUGUUAUUUAUUUGUCCAUCCUGGGCUUGCUGCUACUUUACAUGAUUUAUCUGACGUUGAUGGAACCCUUGCUGAAAAAACGAUUGUUCCAUUCAAGGCCACUGCAGAAUGAAGAGGAUUUUGGGGACACACAGCCAUUUGCCAAUGCCCACGAUGUGCUGUCUCAUUCUCGGUCACGUAGCAAUGUUUUGAAUAAAGUUGAACAUGCACAACAGCGCUGGAAAAGACAAGUUCAAGAACAGAGAAAGUCUGUUUUCGAUCGUCAUGUUGUCCUCAGCUAAAAACACUGCCUUUUAAAGAUUUUGCAGGAAAACUCAGUGGACCGACAAAUCUGAUCUCUUCAGGAUUUCACCUGCUGAUAGAAUUUCUUUAACUUUGAUACCCUGAUGUAAAUUCUUUGGCACAUGUGUAAUAAUCACACUUGUGUUUGAUAAUAUCUUGUUAUUGGGAUUUUCAUUUGCAUUUGGAGAGUUUACCCUAACUUUUGCCCAUCAAUAAAUUUAUGGUAUAGUUGUGGAACAAGUUGUACAAGAUAACAUCGUUAACAUUAAUUAUAAGCUAAUUAUAAAAAUGUAUCUAAAAAUUACUAUUUUCCUUGAUGCUUUAAUUAUGUGGUUAAGUUACAAAAAUUUUGGAAGUUACUGUACAUAGUAUUUUGAGCUGUUAUAAAAUUAGCAACCUUAAUAAUGAUCACAGGAUGCCUGUAAAACAAAACAAAUUCUUUGUAAAAGUCUAAGCACUCCCUGUCGUAAAGGAAGUGCCUAAGAUAUUUGUUGACACCCAACAAUUAAUUUUCAUUUUUAUUUUUAAACUGAGUCUUUAAUGAAUUAAUGAAACCUAAAGAUGACAACUAUAAACACAAUUAUAAAGGUAACUAAUCAAAUAUUAGUGUAUGUUCUGGCUGAGCAGUUGUUUACGACCAAUCUGAUGAAGUGUAGAAAAAAAAAUCAACACUGAUGGUAACACUGAUUAAAAAUAGUUUGUGUAUUGUUGCAUACCCAUAUGUUGCAGAAAUAAUCAUUUAAAUAUUAUGUUGGGCUAAUGAUACACCUUUUAAAGUUAUUUGUUUUACACUAUUUUACACCAAUAAGUGUUGAAGUGCCUGUUCUUCAUUCUGCUUUAAUGGAUGGGUUUUCUAUAGUCUUGGAUAUGUUUCAUUCGCAUUUUACUUCCUAUCUUCCUUUAGCAAUAAAGACUUAUUCCAGGUGGCAAAAUUCUGGUGGUUUAGUAGCUCUGUUCCAGCUACAUUUCUCAAGUGUUAGCUAAGAUAUUCUGUUGUGGAACUGUACUACAGUGGAAAACACUAUUGCCAAGUUCAAUGUUGUUUGCACCUAUCUAUGCACUUGAAGUAUUGAACAAGUGACCAACAGGUUGUGAGUAGACAAUCUGGCCAGUCAGUAACAUUUUUCUUUCCUGCAGCAAAUGGGUAAUGAGACUGGAUUUUAUCAUAUUUUUUCUGUCACAUCUGCCUUGCACCUAAAGUCUGCUGAUUUUUUUAAAUCUAGUGAUUGAACAAAAGAUGAUUAUUCUUUGUAUUUAGUGCUGUAAUUGCCAAGGAGGAGGCUAGACCUUGUAUAUUUGGGUAUUAACAUGAAGAUUACCUACGUUUUUAUUUCAUAUGUUAUGAUUUUUUUUCUGUCUGUGAAAUCUGUCACUUCUAUCAGCUAUAGGUUUUCUCUCCAGAAUAUUUUAUAACUAUCUGCUAGAAUAAUUGGAAAAUUGGUAUUUUGCUGCUUUAUUUCCUGUAAAAGGGAGCUCUUUGAACAAUGCCUCAUCUAAAACUAACUUGUCCAUGUGGUAAACUGGGCAUCAGGGUCUAUUAAUACAUAUGGACCAUGUUCAGUUUUAUCUGAUGUACAACUGGCAACAUGUUGGUAUUUUUACUGGUUAAUGUAGGCCACAAUGUUGGGCAGACAAAAAGUUUACUUUUAAAACUGCACUUGUGUUUUAAUUUUACUCACUAGUAAACUCCAGCAUUGUAAUCUGAUUUGACAUUGAUUGCUAGCAUGUUUAAAUUUGAAAUCAAAUUAGAUCUUUCCACAAGAAAAUUGAUAAGAUGCAUCUCUUUAUAAUUUUGCAUAAUUCAAUCAAUGAAUUCUCACUGUUAACAUAUUAUUGCUGCACAAUUAACCAAAUGUCAGGAUUUAAUGGAGACUUCAAAUUCAAUUCAGUAAUGAAAAGAACUACAUAGUACUAAAUCCUUAAUGUAAGGCGUAUAUCUCUCCCAAAAUUCCCCCCUUUGGCUUUUUCUCCAAAUAAUAUAAUAUAAAUAUCAUAAGAUGUAAUUAAUAAACAUUUUUAAAAUCUUGUUUCUUGAAAUUACUAAUUGUUCAAUUGCAGUGGGUGAUAAUCAGUCAUGAUAUAUAUUUUACACAAGUUGAACUUUGAUCCAAUUCGGAUCCUAACUGAUUAUUUCUAAUUCUCUAUUUCAGAGUUGCCAAAAUUUUAAUCAUUUUUGAAUGCCUCAUUGAAAUCACCACACUUAGAUCUUGACAAGCUACUGUAGCAAAAAAUAAAGUAACUGAUGAAACAUUUUACAGAAAGGCCUUAAUGAAAGAUGUUGAUGUCAUUAUGAAUAAGUUAUGUUUGAAACACCCAAUACUUCAUUAAAUCAGUCAAACAUUAAUUGCAUCUUUUGGAUAUUCUCUUUUUUCAUUAUCUUUCAUAUUUCAUUUAAGAAUUAAUUUAAUUCAUUUUGAAUACAUCUAUGAAAACUUUCAGCAAUAGCUUAUCAUUGACCAUUUAACAUUUUACUUUUCCAUUGGGUGGGGGAAUGCUUUGCUCAUCAAUUUAAAUCUCCUCUUCAAUGUUUUUAAGUUGUACCAGUUAUCUCAUCAACAGACAAAUAAUCUAUCUCAUUAUUUAUUAUAAUUAUAAAACAAUAUAAGUCAAUUCCUCAUCAUCGCAGUCACUUGGCUUCUAUACUGGUUAAUUAAACAAAUCUAUUAAUAUAUUUCAUGAUAUUUUCUUGUAUUAAUCCUAUUUUCCUUUUGCAUCAGUACUGUAGCUCUCAACAUUGCCCUGGGUAAAUUAUUGUAAGUAAUUGAAACAGCGAUCUUCCUACAUUAUAUUUGGUGAAUUACCUUUUUGAAUGAACCACUUAAUGGCUCUUAAGGAUUUAUUCAGCUGUUAGUCAAUGGAUGUAUCAUGUGGUUUUCUCCUUUUUUUUCUCCCUCUCUUAUGGAAUUAUUUGAAACUUUAUCAUUCAAGAAGUUUAAACAAGAUUGUAUCAGCCUAAAAAAUAAUAUCACUAUCUUCACAAUGUAGAAGUUAAUGACCAUAUGAUAUAUCUUCAGGAUUUCACCUCUGUCUAUUUUAGUAGCAUGCAUUAACACACUUCAACAAAAAUGCUUUCAUAGAGUCAAUAAACUUGCUUUGUUUUAAGUUCUUGUCCAACUAGAGCUAAUUCUUUUGUUAGGACUCAUCAAGUCACCUACCAUAUGAAUAAAAGCAGGUUCAAUUUGACUUUGCAAAUAGACUUUAUAUUUUCCCCAUCAGCGCGCGCACACACACAUUUUGUAAAAUCAAGACUUGAGCUCCUAAUCUUCUGUACUUUGUUUUAAGAUUUACAGUGAAACUUUGUAUAUCUUUAUCUUUAAUAAAUUUAUUUCUGUACAAUUUAAUAAUAUUUCUAUCAUUGCUUUACACCCCUCUGAUGGAGUUUUCAUUCAUUCACUUGUAAGCUCAAAAGCCUACAAAAUAUAUGACAUUAAUGUAGCAGAUUGUAUCUUCCAUCUUUAAUACAGGAAAAAUUUCCAAUAUGCUACACAUAAACAUCAUCAGACUUCUGCAGCACCUAUAGGUGCUGAUGCCCAAAUGCUUCAAAAAAUGUGGUAAGUUUUUGGAAUGAAAAUCAAAAAAAAUUGUGGAUAGUCAUAAAGCACAAAAGCAGGCCUUUCAGCUUAACUCAUCCAUGCUGAUUAACUGUGUUAGUCUCAUUUGCUUGUGUUUGGCCAAUAUCCCUCCUUUCCUACGCAUAUAACUCUAACCUCCUCUGGUAGCUUGUUCCAUAUAUUUGCUACACUCCUGUCUCUAUCAAAGUUUUCCCUUCUCACUUUAAACUUGUGCCCUCUAGCUUUCGACUCACCCACCCUGGGAAAAACAACUUUGGCUAUUCUCCCAAUAAAUGUCUGUCAUGAUUUUAUAAACCUUUACAAAGUCACCCUUCAGCCUCCUAUAUUUCAGGGAGAUUGUCCUAGCCUACCCUGCCUCUCAUAACCCAAGUCCUACAGUCCAGUAUCAUGGUAAAUCUUUGUACACCCUCUCCAGUUUAAUGACAUCUUUCCUUUUGAAGGGUGAACAGAACUAUUUGGUACUUUAAUGUGACCUUACCAAUGUUUUGAAUAGCUCUGAUGUUCCAACUCCUGUACUCUGUAUUCUGACAGCUGAAGGCAAUUAUGCCAAACUUUUUCCUUCACCACCCAAUCAACCUAUGAUGCUGCUUUCAAAGAAUCUGCACCCUUAGAUCUCUCUUCUACAACACUCCCCAGGCCUUACCACUUACUGUGCCAGUCCUGCUCUGGUGUUUCUUACCAUAAGGCAACAACUUGCAUUGCUUGAACUGAACUCCGUGCCAUUCCUUGGCCUAGUGGCCCAGUAAAUCAAUAUCCCAUUGUAAUUUUGGAUAACCUUCUCUGCUGUAGCACCAACUUUAGUAUCAUCCACAAACUUACUAACCAUUGUCAACCAAAUCAUUAAUAUAAAUGAAGAACGUUAGAAGACCCAGUGCAGCACACAACUGAUUACAGGCCUCCAAUCUGAAGAACAAUCCUCAGUCUCCUACUGUAAAGCCACUUUUGGAUCCAAUUUGCUAUUUUGUAUGGAUCCUAUGUGAUUUAACUUUCUGAACUAACCUACCAUGCUGUACCUUGUCAAGGGCCAUGCUGAAGUCCAUGUAGAAAAUAUCUACUGCAUUUCCCUCUUCUAUCUUGAUUAUCUUGUCAAAAAACUAAAGCAAAUUCAUGAGACACCAUUUCCAAUAUACAAAGCCAGGCUGACUAUCACUAAUCAGUCCUUUCCAAAUACAUGCAGAUCUCUCUCUCAGAAUCCUUUCCAAUAACUUACCCACCAUCAACAUUAGGCCCACUGGUCUAGAGUUCCCAGGCUUUUAUUUGUACAAAACUAGCCUUACUUCCAUCUUCUAGCACUGCAGAUGAUAUUGGAGAGGUGCUCCGUUGGUCGGGAUCGACCAUGAAUGUUGUUAUCUACGUAGCUGGUGCAGAACCAGCAGUCAAUGCGCAAGCCAGGGUAGUACGAUAUGGAGAGCAAGCUGUCGCCUAUGCAGCAGGCUCUCUGUCUCCACAUAGCUGACUAAUCCAAAGGAACAGUGGAGACCAAAACUAUUCGGCACCAAUGGCAUUGCAGGAGUUGCUGGUCAAUGCUGAACUCAAUGUAAACAUAGAAACAUAGAAAAUAGGUGCAGGAGUAGGCCAUUCGGCCCUUCGAGCCUGCACCGCCAUUUAUUAUGAUCAUGGCUGAUCAUCCAACUCAGAACCCAGCCUUCCCUCCAUACCCCCUGACCCCCGUAGCCACAAGGGCCAUAUCUAACUUCCUUUUAAACAUAGCUAAUGAACUGGCCUCAACAGUUUGCUGUGGCAGAGAAUUCCACAGAUUCACCACUCUCUGUGUGAAGAAGUUUUUCCUAAUCUCGGUCCUAAAAGGCUUCCCCUCUAUCCUCAAACUGUGACCCCUCGUUCCAGCUCUGCAUUUUUCCUCAGGGUUUACUCCCGAAGCCUUCCCCAUGAGUUUUUAUAACCAUGAGUCAGUGAAGGUUUGAGAUCAGAGCUUUCUUUCUUCUAGAUGAGCUGCCAACUGUGGUUGACAUCCACCAUCUGUCCAAAUGUACAUGAUAUUGAUGAAACAACUAUCUCUGCAAGGGGCCCUUCAGUUUCUAUCCUUGCUUCCUACAAUGACCUAGGAUGCACCUGAUCAGGCCCCAGAGGUUUACCUACCUUUAUGUGUUUUAAGCACCUUCUCUUCUUUAAUAUGGACUCUCUUCAAGAUACGAGGGGUGAUUGAUAGGUUCAUGGCCUAAG